ACAGCGUGUGGGUACGAGGCUGACGACGGGAGCCGCCUGUUUGGGUGGUUAGUGCCGUGGCCAUUGAGCGCUGUGCCCGCAGCCUUUCAGCGACGGACGUCUCGCUAGUAGUGGGUUGGGUUCGUCUGUGAGUCUCUGCAGCCUUGCCACAUCCACGUCUCAACCUCACAUUACAUUGCCCUCCUGCCCUGCAUGACACGGCUCGAGUCGGCGCUCGCAAUCAGACAUUUGGCAAAACACGCGAGAAAAACCGCAUUUUCGCGCAAUCUCCAAGGCCUCUGCGAAGUGGCUCGGGCGGGUCAGCUCCGCAGCUACGCUCGAGGCAGGCUGCUUGGCGUUUGAAUCUGCGCAGAGGCGCUGAGGAGAGAUCUCUCUCACAAACACACGUCGCCCGCUCCCGCCAUGGCGCCGGUGCUGAGGCCCAGGCAAAGCUUACCCCAGGAUAAGUUCUCGGGGUACUUUUCCAACCUGAAGAGCCAGGCGUACACGGAUCCCAGCUCGUCGAGAGGGGCCGGCACUCACAGCAUACGAUCUAUUGCGUGGAACCCUCAAGGAACGCUCGUGGCAACGGGGUCGGCAGAUAAGACGCUGCGCGUAUGGAACCCGGAGAAGCCACACGUCAAGUUCUCUACGGAGCUCAAGGGUCACUCGGCCUCGAUUGAGAAGGUUGCGUUCAACCCGACAAAGGACGCCGAGCUGUGCAGCGUGAGCAGCGACGGCGUUGUCAAGUUCUGGGACGUGCGCACCAAGGCGUGCUUCAACGAAGUGCGAGGGCUGGGCGAUGCGCUCAGCCUCGUGUGGGCUCCUGACGGGCAGACGCUGCUGGUUGGCAACCGGGACGAUGUCGUCUUCGUCCUUUCGCCGUCACAGUCGACGCCGGUGUCGUCCCAUCAGCAGCCGGUUCAGACGAACCAAAUCAGCUUCUGCUGGGGCGGCGAAAAGGCCUUCCUGGCGACGGGAGACGGUCGGACACGGAUACUGACGUACCCCGGUUUCGAGCCCGUCUUCAACCUCAACUACGGGCCUGAGCCGAGGGAGUUUAAGCUCCACGGCCACACGUCUUCGUGCCUCACGGUAGAGCUGCAGCCGACGGCGAGAUAUGUUGCGACGGGGGGGUCGGAUUCCAUCAUCUCGCUGUGGGACACAACAGACUUGAUCUGCCAGCGGACCUUGUCGGGGAUAUCGGGACCGGUAAGGAGUAUCAGUACGUCUGGCCGCCGUCUUGUCGAGCGUUUUUCCACGCUUCCUGUGUUGACUUUUUGGCCAGGUUUCACAUUUGACGGCAGCUACAUUGUUGCCGGGAGCGACGAAGGGAGCGGCGUCGAGGUCUAUCACGUCGAAACGGGAGACCACGUGCACACCUUCAAGACAGCGGGCUCAUCACCAGUGGUCGCAUGGGCGCCGACACGCUACUGCCUGGCUUAUUGCGAUCUCGGCGUGCUGAGGAUCGUUGGCGUCGAUCCGGAUCGCAAGUAAAGGCAAGGGGGGCGGUGGCGGGG
This is a messenger RNA of Purpureocillium takamizusanense, 1499 nucleotides long. RefSeq lists its product as uncharacterized. The record is from RefSeq and is a predicted model, not a curated record. The transcript is spliced from 4 exons. Gene Ontology annotation, molecular function: protein binding. The coding region runs from base 403 to 1476 and encodes 357 amino acids. Lineage: Eukaryota; Fungi; Ascomycota; Sordariomycetes; Hypocreales; Ophiocordycipitaceae. Gene Ontology annotation, cellular component: THO complex part of transcription export complex. Gene Ontology annotation, biological process: mRNA export from nucleus.